This is a messenger RNA of Engraulis encrasicolus (European anchovy), 2819 nucleotides long. It is a transcript of the gene ddx20, whose product is annotated as DEAD (Asp-Glu-Ala-Asp) box polypeptide 20. Gene Ontology annotation, cellular component: SMN complex. The record is from RefSeq and is a predicted model, not a curated record. The transcript has 12 exons. Lineage: Eukaryota; Metazoa; Chordata; Actinopteri; Clupeiformes; Engraulidae. Gene Ontology annotation, biological process: spliceosomal snRNP assembly. Bases 17 to 2782 code for a protein of 921 amino acids. Gene Ontology annotation, molecular function: RNA helicase activity; ATP binding; RNA binding.
GCAUUUUGAAACAAACAUGGCUGCGUCCAUGAAGAAAGCAGCGCAUGAGAUUGAGUCCCGUAGCCGGACUGGUGAUGUUCUGCUGUCGGAUAAUAAUAUCGAGUUCAGCUCCUUACUGCUGUCGGAGCCCGUGCUGAGGGGGCUGACCUCCGCCGGCUUCCAGAGACCCUCACCCAUCCAGCUGAAGGCGAUCCCGCUGGGGAGAUGUGGACUAGACCUGAUCGUGCAGGCCAAGUCUGGUACGGGGAAGACGUGUGUGUUUGCCACCAUCGCUCUGGACGCCCUGAUCCCAGAGAACACUGGAACACAGGUUCUGGUUCUGGCUCCGACUCGUGAGAUCGCGGUGCAGAUCCACUCUGUUGUCAUGGCGAUAGGCAGUGGCGUGGAGGGGCUGGAAUGCCACGUCUUCAUUGGAGGAACUCCUGUCAGUCAAGACAAGACCCGCCUCAAGAAGUGCCACAUUGCCAUCGGAUCACCAGGGCGCAUUAAGCAGCUGAUUGAGAUGGGUGUGUUGGCCACUGCGAGCAUUCGUCUGUUCGUGCUGGAUGAAGCCGACAAGCUGCUGGAGGAGGGAAGCUUUCAGGAGCAGAUCAACUGGAUCUUCUCUUCCCUGCCGCUGAAUAAGCAGAUGCUCGCCCUGUCUGCCACUUACCCAGAGUCCCUUGCACAGCACCUGACGCGCUACAUGAGGGACCCCACAUACGUACGACUCAACCCCACUGACCCGGGACUUAUAGGUCUGCGUCAGUUCUACCGGCUGGUUCGGGGCCACUCUCUGCCCCAUAAGGUGUUUCAGGAGAAGGUGCAGCUACUGUUGGAGUUAUACAGCCGGGUCCCUUUCAACCAAUCGCUAGUCUUCUCCAACCUGCACAGCAGGGCUCAGCAGCUGGCUGAUAUCUUGUCCUCUAAGGGUCUGCCAGCCGUGUGCAUCUCCAGCAGUCUCACACAGGAGCAGAGAUUAGACGCCAUGUCCAAACUCAAGACCUACCAAUGCAGAGUGCUGAUCUCAACUGACCUGACGUCUCGGGGUAUCGAUGCUGAGAAGGUGAACCUGGUGGUGAAUCUGGACGUUCCACAGGACUGGGAGACAUACAUGCACCGCAUCGGACGCGCAGGCAGAUUUGGUACCCAUGGUCUGGCGGUGACCUACUGUUGCCAUGGAGAGGAGGAGAACAAGAUGAUGAUGAUCGCCCAGAAAUGCAGCCUGAACCUCACACUCCUGCCAGAUCCGAUCCCAGAGGGGCUGAUGGAGGAGCGAUGCGAUUGGGACGUGACCAAGCAACCCCCCCUCCAAGACGACCUGGCCCCCCUGUCCCUCCCCAGGAGGAAGAAGACAGCCCCCUCCCCCUCACACACCACCAAUCAGGAGCCGGAGCCAGAUCAUAUGACCCGGGACGAGGAGUCACACCAGCCAAUCAGGAAGCAGAACGCCAACGCUAAUGCUAGUGGAGCUAGGGGGUCCCCAGCGCCCGAGGUCCAGGGACGGGGAGACGGGGAGAGGCAGCAACCCAAACUGAAACAGCCCCCCAGGAAAGACUCCGCCCCUCAGAAACAGCCCCCCAGGAAAGACUCCGCCCCUCAGAAACAGCCCCCCAGGAAAGACACCGCCCCUCCCCAAGCAGGGCACCAGGGUCGUGGGGGUGAGGAUGGCGGCCGUGUGGACGGGACUACAGCUGCAGCUGCAGGUCUGUCCUCCAGAGAGCAGCAGCAGCUGUCGCUCCCCAAGAUCCCGCCCCUUCCCUCCUUCAAGCCGCGCUGUGAUAGGCCGCUCAGACUGGAGGCGGCCAUCUUGGAUUUCGAGCGCUUCAUGAGCGAGGGGCCGGGACGCGACGUGGAGAUCAUCAGACAGUACAGGGGGCGGGGCGACGAGGGCGACGAUGAUGUCAUCAUCAGGGGACAGGGCGAGGGUAAUGACAUCAUCACUAAGGGACGAGACACGAGCGAUGACGUCAUGGCUAGACGGCGGGGCCCCACCAACAGAGGGGUGGAGUCUCGUGAGGAUUCCGUGACGAUCCUGAAGGACGAAUCGCGACCUUUCACCUUUUCUGCAUCACAGAGGGGGAGGAGCAACGUGACCUCUCACCCCUCUGACCACGCCCCUUCCUCCGCUUCCUCCUCCUCCUCUUCCUCAAGCUCAGAGUCGGACACGGAUGAGCCGAGAGCAGGGAGCCAAUCACAUGCCAGGAAGCCACUGCACAGCCAACCACGGCAGAGCACUUCACAUCAGAGCCAAUCGAAUCCUCCGAAGUCUCGGAAGAUUCCGGAACGGGCCACACGGCCUCAUGCCCCUCCCCCACCCAGACACCUCACCCAAUCAGAGCAGAGCACGGUGAUGACACAAGGUCCGCCUCCAGCUCGGAGAGUUCCACAAGGGGGCGUCGCCCAGAGACAGGAAGCCACAUAUGGGCAUACGCCCACCCACACACACCACAACCAAUGGCAGAACAGAACUGCCAAGCCUGCUGGCGAAUCACAACCCAGACACAACCAGAGGGGAGGAGUCAGAAGACAACAGCCUCAGGAGGAAGAGGAGGAGGAGGAGGAUGAGGAGGAGAUGCAAGUAGAGAGGGAUGAAGAGGAAGAAGAGGAGGAGGCGGAGGAGGAGGCGGUUUGUCAGGACUAUUGGGGGCGGAGCUACUACGAGGCCUGGAGGCGGUACUACAGCUCUGUGCCUCCUCCUUAUUGGUCAGCCUAUAACCCCGCCCAUAACCCCGCCCAGGCCUGGAUGGCAGCCUAUCGCAUGAGCAGCGUCUACAUGCAGGAAAUGAUGAAGGAGGACUAACACACACACACACACACACACACACACACACACACAC